AUAUUCAAGAAAACUCCGAGAUUUAUCAUCGAAAAAGAAAAUUAGGUUUUUUUCUGAGAGAGCAGAGAAAAAUGGCGUCUAGAGGUCCACUGAAAUCGAAGGGGAAAUCUGGAAGAGGAGGAGGAAAGAAUAACAACGAAGAAUACCCAGUGUUGAAAUCAGUGAAAGAAUGGACCAAUUGGUCACUCAAGAAAGCCAAAGUAGCUGUUCAUUAUGGUUUCAUUCCUUUGAUUAUUGUCAUUGGGAUGAAUUCUGAUCCUAAACCUAAUCUUUUCCAACUUCUCAGUCCCGUUUGAAUGAAUGGAAAGGAUAUUAAUCAGAAGGUCAAGAUCGCGGCGAGGUUCGAGAUUUAUCAAGUUUGUCGAAAUUACGCUUUUCAAUUUUAGGUUUUCUUUUUUUAAUGUUUCUAGGGUUUUCAAUAUGAGACUUGAUGUGGAUGUCUUUUCCGGAUCUGGCUUAUGAAUAUAUGAAUUUGAAUUAGAAAUCCAUGUUUUUUUUUACUUUGUUUA
Molecule: messenger RNA, 509 nt
Organism: Papaver somniferum (opium poppy)
Lineage: Eukaryota; Viridiplantae; Streptophyta; Magnoliopsida; Ranunculales; Papaveraceae
Product: mitochondrial import receptor subunit TOM7-2-like
Exons: 1
Coding region: 72-296 (74 amino acids)
Biological process (GO): protein import into mitochondrial matrix
Cellular component (GO): mitochondrial outer membrane translocase complex
Source: RefSeq, a predicted model, not a curated record